Messenger RNA from Arabidopsis lyrata subsp. lyrata, 596 nucleotides. RefSeq names its product metallothionein-like protein 2A. Gene Ontology annotation, molecular function: metal ion binding. NCBI's taxonomy places the organism in Eukaryota, Viridiplantae, Streptophyta, Magnoliopsida, Brassicales, Brassicaceae. The record is from RefSeq and is a predicted model, not a curated record. Bases 106 to 351 code for a protein of 81 amino acids. The transcript is spliced from 2 exons.
CGUUAAUUUUCAUUCUGCGAUCAUUUCGAGUUUCUAAAUUUUGAUCAAUUUAGUAAAAUUCCCUCUGAGAUUUAUUCGUUCUUUCUUUGAAUUUUCUCGAGAAAAAUGUCUUGCUGUGGAGGAAACUGCGGUUGUGGAUCUGGCUGCAAGUGCGGCAACGGAUGUGGAGGUUGCAAAAUGUACCCUGACUUGGGAUUCUCCGGCGAGACAACCACAGCUGAGACUUUUGUCUUGGGCGUUGCACCGGCGAUGAAGAAUCAGUACGAGGCUUCAGGCGAGAGUAACAACGCUGAGAACGAUGCUUGCAAGUGUGGAUCUGACUGCAAGUGUGACCCUUGCACCUGUAAAUGAAGACCCUUUUUAAUUUAUAAGAAGCAGAGAUAAUCAAGUCUUUAUUUAAUUAAGUUAUUUAAUAAGUAACCUUAAUGGUGUUUUAGGUUUGGUUUAUGUGUAAUAAUGGCUGCAGCCUGCAGCUUAUCUUUUAGCCGACAAUACUCUUUUGUGUGUGUUUUGAUCAAUAUCUUUUAGAUGUCUCUGCCAUGUGAUGAGUUUGUACUUGCAGUUGAAUGAUAAAAAUAUGAUACUAGUUUUUAAUU